This is a messenger RNA of Jaminaea rosea, 1320 nucleotides long. RefSeq lists its product as hypothetical. The transcript has 2 exons. Lineage: Eukaryota; Fungi; Basidiomycota; Exobasidiomycetes; Microstromatales. The coding region runs from base 43 to 1287 and encodes 414 amino acids. The record is from RefSeq and is a predicted model, not a curated record.
CUUUCCUCAUCUUUCCAUUCUAUCGCUGCCUUCUGCCACCGAAUGUCGGGCGUCUGGUACCACUUCGCGCUGGGAGGACGACAGCAUCGCGUCCGCCUCUCUGAUGAGCAUCUCUUCGGUCAGGCUCGUCAAUGCAGCCAGACGACCCUGAUUAGCGAGCCACAACGCGUCCCGUCACCACCGCCUGAGGCAUCGAUCACUCUCCCUCCUGCUCCCACCGAGCAUGGCGCUCGACCGGUUCAGCAUCAAGCUUCUCAGAGCCAACUGAAGACUGAGCCACAGCCGACCUCCUCAAGUGCAGCAUUAGAGCAGCCAUGUGAUGAGCUUCACUUCCGUACUUCGAAUCAGGGCCAAUCGUCUGUCCCCUCGAGUGGACAGGAGUCUGAGGUACACGAGGACGCAGUUGAAGGAAAGGAGCUCGAUUACGACCACAACAAUUUGAACCAUGGACAGGGCACCGGCCGAUCGCAUCCUCAAGAAAAUGCUGGGUCUGCUGGAGCCACUGUUGCCACCGAGAACUCCAGUCUUGCCCAUUGGGAGACAUUUUCAUUUCCAAGUUGGAUUCCGCAGGCAAAGGAGGGUGACAUUGGUUGGCGCUUAUUCGAAGGAUAUCCCUGCACCGUCAUCGACAGCGAUGUUCACCUCAAAUUCGGACAGUGGCCAUUCAGAUUUCCUGCGUAUGGCAAGAAAAUCGCUAAUGGCUCUGCCAAGCUGUUCUUACGCGACAUUGAGUGGGAUCCAGAAGUCGCCGUCCAGCCUCAUGCCUGCAGCCCUGUCGCUUCGUGGAUCUUGAAUCAUUGCCACAUCGUCUUUGCCUCUGAAGCUCAUCCGACUCAGUGGCAACCUUAUCGACCUUGUACGAAGACACUGAACGAGGUGGAAGAUCGUUUCUUCCACCUCAUUGCUGAAGCGACCGGCCUCAUCGGCGGAUUGGAGAAUAUUUGGGACAUAAAACAGCCCAUUGCCCACUGCAACAAAGAUGUGGCCAUCUCUGCAAGCCUUAAGGGCCUCGCGGUUCGCCUAGCAGAUGGAGGUGCCCGAUUCGCCCUCGAAUCGACCAACAACGACAGCAUCAAAACCUUGAUCUUGCCCGGCACGCAAUCUGACCGCACCUUGCUCGGCAGAGUCCCUUCAAGGACUAUCCUGCCCGACAAGCAACGGUUGAAUAUGGCGUCCUACGGCAGUCCUCAACAUCUACUCCUGAAAGUGCAACGCAACGCACAAGCAGCCCCCGCUUCUCGCAGCGCUGCAGUCAUUCGAGAGCUCGCCAUGUCUGUCACCGCGUAAACAAUGCCACCUCACUCUCGUCGCACGAGUGCC